ACUUCGCCCUCCAUGCCGCUCAAGCCACGUCGGUCUACAUACUCCACCGCAUCCGAGGCGCAGCCUUUCACAUACCGUCUUGCAGCCGCAUCGUCGCCAAAAACCGGGCCUGCGAGGCCACCGAAGCUGGGACGAGACUACUGGCAAUAUGCUUCCACGCAUGUAAAUCCCUCUCCGCCAUAUCUGCGGUCGACCAAGAAAGAUUCGGGAGAAGAUGCAUUCUUCGCGACCACAAUCGGCGGAAGCCCGCAUCACGUUGCAUUUGGAUUGGCGGACGGUGUCGGUGGAUGGCAAGAGUCAGGAGUAGACCCUUCGGUAUACAGCCAAGCUCUCUGUGGUCUCAUGGCUGGAACGGCGAACAUACACGAAGGUACUGAGGAAGGAAAGCCUUGCAGAGCUCGAGAGCUCUUACAGACUGCGUACGAUGCGGUCAUGGCCAACCCUCGUAUCCCCGCUGGCGGGUGUACUGCCAGUCUGGGAGUUGCAGACGCGACAGGUAAUAUUGAAACAGCAAAUCUUGGAGAUUCAGGUUAUUUGAUUUUCGGCCCUGGAAGAGUGGCCCAUCGAUCGGUCGUUCAAACUCACGCAUUUAAUACCCCUUAUCAGUUCUCAAAGGUACCAGCGAAGAUGCAGGCCCAGUAUGCGAUUUUUGGAGGAUCUACACAUUACAGCGAAACCCCAGCUCAGGCAGACGUAUUCAUUCACCAGCUCAAGCACGGCGAUAUAGUAAUGUUCGCGACCGAUGGCGUCUGGGAUAAUCUGUCGGCGCAGGAUACCCUGGCGAUUGUCACGCGUGUCAUGGAGGGUGGAGGAUAUUGGUCGAAGUCGAACAAUGGUGCGGAGACCAUGCUCAACGAUACACUCAUUCAAGCGUUACCACGGACGAUUGACGACACAACCUCGCAAAACUACCUCCCAGGGAUACUUGCUGCUGCGGUGAUGCGUGAGGCCAAGAUGGCUGGGUUGGACAGGCGACGGAACGGCCCUUUCGCGAAGGAGGUGAAGCAGUACUAUCCAGACGAACCAUGGGAAGGCGGAAAAGCGGACGACAUUGCGGUGGUGGUUGCUGUUGCAGUUCAGGAGAUGGAUGGUGAGCCGGACACGAAGCCAAUCAAAGCAAAGCUAUGAGGAAUCGUAUUUCGACAUGUGCAAGACGCACGAUCGGUCACCGCAUGAUUUUGCACUGGGUGAACUCUGUGGUGUGCUCUCGGCGACGAACAGAGUUCAGGACAUGUGAAUGGGCUCGGCAGAACCUGGAGAGACUCUAUCGCCGUGGUCUUGGAAACGUUCCUUGCGACGCGUGGUCGCACCAAAAUGCGGUGCGUCCGUCAGACUCCACCCGCGUCGCACCGCCGCACGCUACAGCGAAAUCUCGGCCCCCCCAGCGAAUGGACUGGUCGAUUCGUGGCGAACUUCUAAAGACUCGUCGAUUUUACUUCGCUAUGCAAGGCCACUCGCAGCAGACCCCGCGCUGUGCAAUAUAUGACGGCGUGUCAUUGUGAUCAAUUUCAUGAUGUCCGGCAGUUGUGGGAGAUUUGUGGCCCCGCAUCGGCCGCUCCUGCGACACUCUAUACGCGACGAGCACCGCAUCUAGGCCGGGAGAGUGCAGACCAAGGGAGGAGACAUAUAACACUUGACAUGCCAAACGGACGAGCACAUGAAGAGCUGUCGUCCCUCGUGA
This is a messenger RNA of Zymoseptoria tritici IPO323, 1681 nucleotides long. RefSeq lists its product as uncharacterized. The transcript has 2 exons. Lineage: Eukaryota; Fungi; Ascomycota; Dothideomycetes; Mycosphaerellales; Mycosphaerellaceae. Bases 13 to 1128 code for a protein of 371 amino acids. The record is from RefSeq and is a predicted model, not a curated record.